UUGUCCUUUUAAAAAUAUCGCAUAAAUGUUCUCUCCAGGUGAAGUGUUUUGUCUGUUGUUGGUCGCGAUCUUGUGGGGAGGAACAAACCCUUUCCUGAAAAAAGGCUCACAGGGCAUUGAAGGAGUUCAGAGGGACAACAAACUCCUCCAGUUUUUGGCCGAGAUCAAAUUCCUUUUUCUUAAUCUCAAGUAUCUGGUGCCAUUCUUGUUAAACCAAAGUGGAUCAGUAGUUUUCUAUUUCACUCUCGCUUCUACAGAUCUAUCUCUGGCUGUUCCCAUGGUGAAUUCACUCACAUUUCUGUUCACAUUACUAAUGGGUAAAUUGCUUGGAGAAGAGUUUGGAGGAAAGGGAGCUCUGCUGGGAAUGUUACUCAUCAUGUCUGGAGUGACUGUGUGCAUCCUGAGUUCUGUCUCUGAGACGGACGGCACAGGGCUCCGUAACACAAGUGACCUGUAAAACAUGCCACUGGACUGGAAAGUGAAUGAGGAGAUCGCUCAGCUCCAGCCAUGUUGUCAAACAUAUUCACCUCAUUGAAAACUGACACAAUAUCUGUGCUGCUUCUUUUUCUGUAUAUACCAUGAACCUUUACCAGGAGAAAACG
Rhinichthys klamathensis goyatoka is the source of this 602-nucleotide messenger RNA. RefSeq names its product transmembrane protein 234 (gene tmem234). NCBI's taxonomy places the organism in Eukaryota, Metazoa, Chordata, Actinopteri, Cypriniformes, Leuciscidae. The transcript is spliced from 4 exons. The coding region runs from base 26 to 457 and encodes 143 amino acids. The record is from RefSeq and is a predicted model, not a curated record.